Molecule: messenger RNA, 2722 nt
Organism: Plodia interpunctella (Indianmeal moth)
Lineage: Eukaryota; Metazoa; Arthropoda; Insecta; Lepidoptera; Pyralidae
Gene: Snup
Product: Snurportin
Exons: 10
Coding region: 240-1469 (409 amino acids)
Biological process (GO): snRNA import into nucleus
Cellular component (GO): nucleus; cytoplasm
Source: RefSeq, a predicted model, not a curated record
ACAUAUCGCGAACAAAAUUGCGAAUUAAAUCAAUCAAUCAAAUCAAACAAAAUAACACGAUCAUUCGUUUUGGGAAACUCAAGGUUUCACUUCAAAACGCUACGUAUUUUUGUUUCAAAAGCGCCUUCAUUUUAGUUUGUUUCGCUUUAGUGUAGUGUUGGUUGUGAUCUACAAAUCGAAUAUUUUACUUGAUUCGGACAGUAAACUUAACAUUUAUUGUAUUAUCUUCACGGACUGGUAUGAAUUUGGAAAUGGAAGAAGUUUUGGAAAAGUUGCAAGCAACGUUCGUAAGCGAUGAACCCGCCGAAAAAACGAAUUUUCAAGAUCUUUAUAAAAACUGGGGAAGACUUGGGAACCAGGAGGAAAGACGUAAGGAGCUUCUCGAAAUCCAAAAGCAUGAUCGUCAAAACAAGCUUGACAAAUUUAGAGGAAUUUUUGAAAUCGUACAAAGAAAUGAAGAUAGAGAUAUUUUCAAAACACAAUCGAGGGUUAACUAUACUCCAAAUAUAUAUGUUGCUGGAUUUAAUACAAGCCCUUCAUAUUUUGAAGUUCUGAUGCUCUCAGAAUGGAUAAUAGAGAAACCCGAAGAUUUUUAUGAUAAUUGGUACAUAACACCAUGUCCAAAGGGAAAAAGGGUACUGGUGGUUGCAAAAGAUGGUAUAACUAAGUUAUACACCAAAUGUGGUAGAUUUGUAACACAAUUUCGAACUGCUUUACCUGGUGGUAACCCAGCUAGCAAACGAGCAUCUUGCACUGUGAUAGAUUGCUUCUAUGAUUCGCAGCAUCAAACACUUCAUGUCUUGGACCUUCUAGCAUGGAAUAACCAACCUAUGACAGAUUGUGAAACUGAAUUCCGACACUUUUGGCUUAAAUCACAAUUUUCAGAUUUGCCACAACUAAAUUUUCUAAGUAAAUUAAACAAAAUAAAAUUUAACUUGUUGCCAAUGAUACUCUGUACACCAGAAUCUCUGAAUAAUUUCAUGAUGACCUACCCACCAUUCAGAAACUUCAUUCCGGCCUUGGAUGGAUUGUUGUUUUACCACAAAAGAGCACAUUAUAUAUCAGGGGAAACACCAUUAGUGGGUUGGCUGUAUCCUUUCAUGGUGCCAGAAGUAUUAGGAUCAGAUAUUACUGUAAACCCGAAUUAUAUGCUAGAAAAGCCAAAGCAAUAUGUGGAUCAGGCAACUUUUAUCCAGAAUUUUGAAAUAAAGUAUGCAAAAAGGAGGAAUAGACGGUCCAAAGGUCAAAUGGAUAUAAACGAUUAUAGUUCAAAUAUAAGUAACACAGACAGUUCCGGGAACAACAAAGACGACGCAAUGGAUGCCGAAGAAGUUGUGAAACAGGAUAUGAAGGAAAUUACUGAAAACCAGAAGCAGAAUCAACUAAUAUUGGACCAAAGACUAAAAGUGCCAUCACAUGCAACAGACAGUCCUAAGGAAAAGAUGGAAGAAGUAGAGAAUUCCACAUAAUUUAUUUAAAUUACGUGUGAUUUUCACUCUCAAGUUUUAGCUGUUGUCGCCAAUAUCUGAAUCGUAGGAAAAAGUAUAUAAUGGUAAAACCCAGUUUCGAUGUAUUGAUUGUAUGUUUGUAUAUUAUGCAUGUAACCUGGGAGUAAACAUAAUUGAAAACCAAAUAGAAUGAUGAUUAGUUGGCCAGCUAUCGACAUUUAUAAACGUCUCUUAUGCAGUGGAUAAGAUACCUUGAAACCAGCAUGAAAAUGUUGUUUUGUUAGUACUUAUAUAUUUUUUUGUAUGAUUUAUUUGAUAUCGUUGCAGCGUGUAUUUGGUUUUAAACGUUAUUUUUUGUGUUGUUUUUUUACAAGUAAUAAUGUUUUCUGUUUCUGUAAAAUGCUAAGUUUUGAUUUUUUUAUGAAGUUAAUUUCAGAUAGCAAGUAUAACAGAUAGGUGUCAAUUGACAUUUUACUUUUAAAAAAACCGGCUAAGUGCGAGCCGGACUCGCCCAUGAAGGGUUCCGUAGCCGCAAGUAACAACAUAAAAGUUCUUGUUGAUCGAUUUUUGUUUAUUUUUAUAUUUGCGUAGAUUGAAUGAAAGGUAAAUUGCGGUUUACGAUUUAUGACGUAUAAAAAAAGCUACUUACUAGAUCUCCUUCAAACCAAUUUUCAGUGGAAGUUUACAUAUUAAUGUACAUCAUAUAUUUUUUAGUUUUAUCAUUCUCUUAUUUUAGAAGUUAUAGGGGGGUAACAGUAAUAGUUCUUAUAGUUUCGGAAAAAAGUGGCUGUGACAUACGGACGGACGGACAGACUGACAUGACGAAUCUAUAAGGGUUCCGUUUUUGCCGUUUCCCUACUGUGAUUUAGAAGUUAGGUAUGUGAUCAUCUUUUAGCAGAACGAUGGAACCAUAUAACUAAAGGGGGAAGUGACAUUUUACAUGCAUUUUAGUGGCGAUGAAUGAUUCGACUGAAGUAACUCUACAAAUAGAGGCUGGUGCUUGGUAAAAAAUUACUCAAUCUAUGUAAUCAUAAUUUUUUUUAUGAUUACGAUUUAGAUUGAGAAUUUAUCUUUAAAUAAGAUAAGUUUUCGAGUUUGGAAUAAGAGGUAAGUAUGUAAGUUUUUUGUUGAUUUAUUGUUUGUUUUAUUAUUGUCAGGAGAAUAUGAGAUUAUUGCAUAAACUCAGAAGUACGUAGUUAAGUAUUUUAAACUUUUUUCAGUAAAAUUACACUGAAUGUAACCAAUAUUACAUAAAAUAUAAAAUAUUCAAUAAA